AUGACACGGACAAGAAACAAGACAAAAGAGGAUAAAGAGAAUAAAGAAAACUCAGAGGAACAGUCAGAUGAAGCGGAUAGCUUGAACAACACAAUAGUCGACAUGAACAACGCUACGGGACAAAAUGAAUCGUUGCAGAAUUCGCAAAUUUCACAACAACAAUUUACAGCAUUGGUAGCCAGUAUAAAGGCACUGCAGGAGUCUGUUGUUGAAUUACGUCGCGACAACGAGCAACUACGGAAGGAAAGAGACAAUGCCGCCACCGCUGCUAUUUCAUCAGCUGAAUCACAUUAUCCGAAAGCUACCGCCAUAUCUUCAACUGAAUUUGUGCCAGGUCAUACAGCGACCACAGCUGCUACAAUUAUGUCAGGUAGUCCAUACUGCCAGUACUCCACAGCGGUCACCAAAUCUUCCCCAGAUUAUAUUCCACGCCAGGGCGCUGCUACUGCAGUAAUUUCUGCACCGGAAGUUCUGUCGCCUCAAGUCAUUGCUACCGUCGCUGGUACUUCGUCAGAAAUUCCGUUUUCACACCACAGUGCUCCCGCCAAUUUCCAGAAUCAGUCACCGCUACAUUCAACUCAUUUGUCAUCCACGCCUAAUUUAUAUGGAAAUGUGCAAUCCCAUUGCCAAUAUGUGCCAUCGCCAGCACCAACGCAUACUGCACAGCCACCGCUGUAUCAGCCAGUAGCUUGUGAGCAAUACCGCCCAUCAUUCACAUCUAUGCCAAUGGCAGGAACGGUAACAUACGUCGAGAAUCCCGCUGCUAAAUUGUAUCCGCUGCCCAGUUUCAGUGGUGAUCCUGAGGACUGGCCUUUGUUUAAGGCAUGUUAUAUUGACACCACCAGAGAAUUCGGCUACAACAACAAGCACAACUUGAUUAGAUUGCAAAAGGCUUUGUGUGGAAAUGCUAAGCAAAAGGUUUCGUCGCUGCUUAUAUUUCCAGAUGAAGUAUCGCAUGUUUUAGAGGAGCUCGAAUUUAAUUUCGGGCGACCAGAGUUACUUUUACGCAUACAGAUGCAAAAGAUACAACAGUGCCCAACAAUAAGCGAAAGAAAUAUUGAGCAAAUCGUCGACUUUGCGAACAGGGUACGCAAUAUUGUAGCGUUUUUGAAGUCCGCCAAUUGUCAUCAACACUUGAUGAGCCCUAUGCUAUUAGAAUUACUCGUUUUAAAAAUGCCAGCCUCGAAGCAAUUCGAAUGGAGCCGACACGUAGUAAAUACACCACAUCCUACUCUCCAAACCUUUUCGGAUUGGCUGAGUGAUCUAGCUAAAGUCGUUAGUCUCAUGCCGUCGAUUUACGCAACAGUACAGCCGCUUGCUAACACAACGUCAUGGCGUCAAAAUCAAUCGCCGUCAAAGCACCACACAUCCGCAUUUCCAUAUUCGUCACGUCAGCCAAGUUAUAACUCAAGCAUAUCUCGCCGAAUGUUAUAUGCAUCCGAACCGGCUGAUGACAGAGAACAAGCAAUGUGCGCCAAAUGCAAUCAAGAGCAUCAACUGGAAUUGUGUCGGCAAUUCAAGGCACUUUCGGUACAUAAUAGGUGGGAACUCGUCAAGCAACGCCGCCUAUUUUUUGCUUGUCUCCAAAGUGGACAUAAUUUAGGUAACUGCCAGUUCAAAAAAGCAUGCGGAAUUGAUUCUUGUGGCCGGAUGCAUAAUACACUGCUUCAUUCCGCAGCGCCUACGGCCAUAGCAACCAAAUCAGAUACUUCGUCACCUCAAGACAACGCCCACGUUUUAAAC
Rhagoletis pomonella (apple maggot) is the source of this 1743-nucleotide messenger RNA. RefSeq lists its product as uncharacterized. Lineage: Eukaryota; Metazoa; Arthropoda; Insecta; Diptera; Tephritidae. The record is from RefSeq and is a predicted model, not a curated record.